AUACAGACUGCCCAGACAGCUUCAUGAAGCUCUGCCAGUGGCAUGUUUCUUCGGACUUUGGGUAGCCGGAGGGUUCUAUCCCAGUGGCCGAAGAGUACAUUCAGACGGGGCUUGCUAACGAAAGCAUACGACCGAGGUCCCAGUGAGCCUCCGCUGCUCGAACAGACCGUACCUGAACAUUUCGCUUCGAUCGUAUCACAGUAUGGCGACCGGCCAGCGGUCUCGACACGACAUCAGCGAACGACGUUGACCUAUGAUGAGCUGGAUCAAAGAUCCAAUGCUCUGGCACGCGGUCUGCAGAGCAUUGGUGUAAAGAAGGGUGAUAGAGUGUCGGUUUCUCUGGGCAACAACAUUGAGUUCGCGACAGCAACUUAUGCCCUCUUCAAGCUCGGUGCCAUCUUGAACCCGCUGAAUCCGAGCUUCAAUGCGAGUCAAGUUGUCAGCGCCUUGAACCAUCUGCAGACCUCGCAUCUGAUCAUCGGGACGGAAACGCAUCUCAUACGAAAGGAUCCAAGGAACAAUAGUGAGAUCUUGGCACACAUAGCACCCGGAAUUGGCGGCAAGAAGCUAGAGUCAGAACUCUGUCCUUCUCUGCGCGAGAUCGUGCUUGUGGAUAACUCCCAAGGACGAGUUGACCCCAAGACUCUGUCGGCUACAGUACCCUUUGAAGCAGUGCAGGAUGGGUCAAGGCAAUCGAUUGGUGAUAAGGGGUUACAAAAGGAUGAAGUUGUCAACAUUCAAUUCACGAGCGGGACCACGUCGAUGCCGAAAGCUGCCUGCCUUUCGCAUUACUCGAUUUUGAAUAAUGGCGCUCAGAUUGGAGACCGCAUGCUUCUUACUCCAGAAGACGUAGUUGUCUGUCCUCCUCCGCUAUUUCACUGCUUCGGAAGUAUUCUUGGAUACAUGGCGACAGCAACUCAUGGAUCUUCAAUUGUCUUCCCGACAGAAGCAUUCGACCCUCUGGCAUCAUUAAAAGCUGUGCAAGAGUAUAAGGGCACGGCAUUGUAUGGCGUAGCAACGAUGUUCUUGGCCGAACUCGAGCUUAUCGCUGAUGGAACCGUGCCACGUGAAGGCCUCCAAUAUCUCAGAACAGGCAUCGCAGCUGGCAGCAGUGUUCCGCAAGAACUCAUGAGGAAACUUCACAAGGUCCUCAACUUGACAGAGUUGACCAUCGGCUACGGUAUGACUGAGACCAGCCCUGUGAGUUGCAUGACCAAGACCAACGAUCCGAUGCAAAAGCGGAUCGAGACUGUUGGCAAGCUCCAGCCGCACGUUGAAGCCAAGGUACUUGAUCCUUUCGACCACAGCAAAAUUCUCAAUGUCGGUGAGCGAGGCGAGCUUGCAGUCUCCGGCUACCUACUCAUGAAAGAAUACUGGGGUGACCCAAAGAAAACCGCUGAAGCAAUGAUCCCCGACCCCAACGAUCCAAACAAGCUUUGGAUGUUAACCGGUGAUGAAGCGAGCAUGGACGAGGAAGGCUACGUGUCCAUCACGGGUCGAAUCAAGGACAUCAUAAUCCGAGGCGGAGAAAACAUUCAUCCUUUGGAAAUCGAAAACUGUCUUUUGGCACACGAUUGCGUUUCUGACGUGAGUGUCGUUGGGCUUCCGGAUGAGAAGUAUGGUGAAGUUGUUGCUGCGUUUGUGAUUAAACAUCAUGGGAUGGGUAUUACUGCUCAGGAGGCGAGGGAGUGGGUGAGAGAGAAAUUGAGUGGACAUCUGGUGCCGAAGUAUGUGUUCUGGGUUGAGGAUUAUCCUAAGACGGCCAGUGGCAAGAUUCAGAAGUUUAAGUUGAGGGAGGAUGGUGUGCAGUUGUUGAAGGAAGGGAAGGGGCUUGAGUGAACAGCACUUCGAUGGCGAUGUGAGGGCUGUGGAUGUUUGCAGAUAUCUCGCAAUUGAGGCUCGUGACUGCUCG
Molecule: messenger RNA, 1912 nt
Organism: Pseudocercospora fijiensis CIRAD86
Lineage: Eukaryota; Fungi; Ascomycota; Dothideomycetes; Mycosphaerellales; Mycosphaerellaceae
Exons: 3
Coding region: 43-1839 (598 amino acids)
Biological process (GO): fatty acid metabolic process
Molecular function (GO): medium-chain fatty acid-CoA ligase activity
Source: RefSeq, a predicted model, not a curated record